AUGGAAACGUUGGACACGCCUUCUAUACCUCUGCCAACCACUGAAAAAAUUUUAUCGCAAAACCCACAUCCAUUGGUGUCAACCUUAUGUUCAAUUGGCGCACUUUUAUUUUCAGUGUAUAUAUUACAGGCGCAAAACGUUACCAUCAUUUAUAUUUACAUUGAAGCUUUUCUUUCACUGAUUCCUAAUAUAUUGGCUAUCAACGCCGAAAGAAUGGAAAAACUAUGGUGGGGCGUACCUCUCGGGAUACUCAUGUUGGAUGCGAUCUCACUGUUCCUAAUCAAAGAUUCAGAACAGGAUAUUCAAAGUCUGGAGAAAUUAAAAUAUAAGUAUAAAGGGGCCUAA
Messenger RNA from Acaulospora colombiana, 345 nucleotides. NCBI's taxonomy places the organism in Eukaryota, Fungi, Glomeromycota, Glomeromycetes, Diversisporales, Acaulosporaceae. The record is from the annotation of a GenBank genome assembly.